UGUCGACGCAGCGUCGCUCAACGGUCUCUUUCCCAUCUCCUGCUGUUCGUCCUUUCCUUCUCUCUCUUCUUUUCGUUUCCUUUGCUCCCUGCUCCUCUCGCCCGUCCGCGUUCAACGUUUCCCACUCGGAGCAGAUUCCAUGGCUUCUCCCCGCCCUCCACACAACUUCGCCGGUCAAGGCUAUCCUCUUCCCAACGGGGCCACCACGUCCGGUCCUGUCCCCGGUGCCACGCCGCUCCUCCCCAACAACGGCAGAGUCAUCCAGAAUGGGUCUGCGAGAAUCCUCUGCAUUGCUGACGUGAGAGGAAAUCUCAAGUCCCUUAACGAGUUGGCCAAGCAGGCUCGUGCAAAUUAUAUCAUCCACACCGGUGACUUUGGUUUCUACGACGAUGGGUCUCUGGAGCGUAUCACGGCGGACAAGACCUUGAAACAUGUCGCACAGUACUCGCCGCUGCUGCCCGAGCACGUCAAGCGGGCAAUCGCCCAGCUGCCCCCGCAGCAGUCGAUCAAGGAACGCUUCACCCCGGAACAGCUACCGCUGUCCGAGCUGCCGCUCCUGCUCGACAAGCGCUUGACCCUUGAAGUCCCCGUUUACACUGUCUGGGGUGCCUGCGAGGAUGUCCGCGUGCUGGAGAAGUUCCGCUCCGGCGAGUACAAGGUGGAAAAUCUGCAUAUCAUCGACGAGGCCAACUCGCGGCUGCUGGACGUCGGUGGCAUUAAGCUGCGUCUGCUGGGUCUGGGCGGCGCGGUCGUCAUGCACAAGCUCUUCGACAACGGUGAGGGCAAGACCACCAUCGCUGGCGGCCAGGGAACCAUGUGGACCACCCUGCUGCAGAUGGGCGAGCUCAUCGACACCGCCAACCGCGUCUACGACCCCUCCGAGACCCGUAUCUUUGUCACCCACGCCUCCCCCGCCCGCGAGGGCAUGCUCAACCAGCUUUCCGUCACCCUCAAGGCCGACUUCUCCGUCUCCGCCGGUCUCCACUUCCGUUACGGCUCCUCCUACAACGAGUUCUCCGUCAACCCCACCCUGGACCACUACCGCGGCAAGCUCGCCGCCUCCAAGGCUUCCUUCAACGAUGUCUGGGAGACCGUCCGCGGCGAGGUCGACACCGCCAUCGCCGCCAACGAGGCCCAGAAGACCCUGCUCGAAAACGCUCUCGACGUCGUUCAGAAGAUGCCCUCUGUCGCCAAUGGCGGCAACCCCUUUGGAGGCCCCGUCGCCCCCGGCAAUGCCGCCGGUCAGGUCGACGAGAGCGCCUUCAAGAACAUGUGGAACUUCAACCUUGCCGACGCCGCCUUUGGCUACCUGGUUCUCGACAUCGAGGCCGGCCGCAUCGCCACCGAGAUGCGUGCCCAGGGUUUCAACUUCUCUCACCGCACCGGCAAGCCUGGCGCUGCUCCGGCGGCUGCUACAACCGCUGGUGUACCUCCCACCCCCGCCGCCGGUCCCGUCACCGCCAACACCCCCACCGGUGGUCGUCCGGCCGGUGCAGUCGCACAGUUCCCUCAGGGACAACAACAACAACAACAACAACCACCUCGCAGUGCGGGCUCCACCCCCCAACAGCAACAGCAAGUGGGCCAGCCCCCUUCUCAGGGUAAGAGGUCUCCCGUUCCCGUGAUUCCUAAGCCCGCUACGCCGCAGCCCGCAGCCGGCUCUGCUGGUCCGGCGGCUGCAGCUGCUUCCCCCGCAGCGGGCGAGGCCAAUGGAAUCACGUCGACCACGACCCCAGCCCUUGGCGAAAAACCCGCUUCCGAGUCCCCCGCGUUCAAGACGGAGAAGAAGCAGAGCAACGGGCUCUUUGUGUCCAACGUGGACAACGAGCAGGCCGUGCGGGACCUGUUCCCAGAGGAGGACAAGGCCAAGAUCCUCAAGAUCGAGCGUCUGGGCAAGUUCAACCACGUGGUGACCUUUCCCACCGUGGAAGAAGCCAAGGCCGCCCUCGACCACCAGCCCCUCGAGCACAAGAAACCCUCCCCGCCCGGCCAACCGCGCAAGCCCAACUUCAAGUUCUUCGAGGACCGCGGCGGCCACCGCGGCCAGGGCACCGCGGGCACCUGGCAGAGCCGCAGCAGCGCCGCCGGCAACGGGCCCAAUUCCUCCCAACGCGGCGGCUACCAGAGCGGCGGCGCCAGUGACAGUGAAGGCGGGCGCGGCCGUGGCGGUUUCGGCGGACGCGGGCGUGGCCGGGGCAACGAUCGUGGAGGCCGUGGCGGCCGUGGCGGCCGUGGUGGUUUCGCCAAGUCGGCAACGGACUCUGAAAAGCAGGAGGCAUAGAAAACAGUCUUCCCCCUUUUUUCUUCUUCCUUUUCUUUUCUCUUUUCUUUCUUUCUUCUUUAUUCGAUGCUCUAACCCUCUUCUCGUCCAAAUCAAUGCCCCCCCCCCCCC
This is a messenger RNA of Penicilliopsis zonata CBS 506.65, 2392 nucleotides long. RefSeq lists its product as hypothetical. The record is from RefSeq and is a predicted model, not a curated record. Gene Ontology annotation, molecular function: hydrolase activity. The transcript has 4 exons. NCBI's taxonomy places the organism in Eukaryota, Fungi, Ascomycota, Eurotiomycetes, Eurotiales, Aspergillaceae. Bases 140 to 2281 code for a protein of 713 amino acids.